This is a messenger RNA of Exophiala bonariae, 2130 nucleotides long. RefSeq lists its product as uncharacterized. The transcript is spliced from 5 exons. Bases 1 to 2130 code for a protein of 709 amino acids. Gene Ontology annotation, molecular function: serine-type endopeptidase activity. Gene Ontology annotation, biological process: proteolysis. The record is from RefSeq and is a predicted model, not a curated record. Lineage: Eukaryota; Fungi; Ascomycota; Eurotiomycetes; Chaetothyriales; Herpotrichiellaceae.
AUGAAGACAAGCAUGCGCCAAGCUGCAAUUGCAGCAAUUGCUUCAUUGCCUAUUGCUCAUGCGAUCACCCCAGAACUCAUGCUUGCUGCUCCACGGAGAAGUCCAGUGAUACCUGAUCCCUCAGGUCAAAUCGGAGUCUUCACGUCUACAACUUAUGAUUGGGAUGCGCACGAGACGACAACAGUCUGGAAUACUUUGAACUUGACCACCGGAGAGAUAUCACUUCUCUACAAUGGAUCAGACAUCUCGGAAAUUCUGUUCGCCGGCCCAAAUGCGACAAACAUCAUCUACAUCAAUGGGACGAAUGAAGAGGACGAUGGUGGAAUUAGUCUCUACGCUGGUGAUAUUACCGCAAUUGAAGACGCCUAUCUCAUCACCUCUUUUCCGGCACCCUACUCUGGCUUGAAGGCUGGAACCACUCCAUCGGGGGACAUCAACUUCAUUUUCAAUGCUGAAGCCUAUCCAAAUGGUACAGCAUACAAUGAGCUACUCGCCGAACCUCCACUCAGCACCGCAAGAUUUUACGACAGCAUAUACGUUCGUCAUUGGGAUGUAUGGCGCUCGGAACGCAAUAAGAAUGUCUUUGCCGGAACAUUGACUGGAGGCGAUGAGUUCUCGUUCUCAGGCAACCUCACCAAUCUUGUGCAUGGCCUAGCCAAUGCUACUGUCGCAGAAAGCCCCAGUGUAGUUGGAGAUGAUUCUUCCGAAUACGAUAUCUCACCUGAUGGUAGUCUCGUUGUUUUCAACACGAAGAAUAUUGACCUACCCGCGGCCAACUUCACAUCCUCAAUAAUCUACCUGGUUCCUCACAAUCGCUCAACUGAGCCUGUCCCAAUCAAUGCUUUCUCUGGCUCUUCAACUCCCCCGGAUGCUCGUGGCGCAACAGGCAGUCCCACUUUCUCUCCAGAUAGCACCAAAUUGGCAUACGUUCAAAUGAAUGGCAUCUCCUACGAAUCAGACAAGUACAUUUUAUAUGUCGCUGAUGUUUCAGGUGGCGAUUUCAACAUCACAUCACUGGCGGAGAAUUGGGAUAGAAGUCCCGAUCAUAUUUCAUGGACUGCUGACGGAUCCUCGAUCUUUGUGGGUGCACCUGACCGAGGCUACAAUCGAGUUUUCGAGAUCCCAUUGUCUGCGUCUGCAAGCUACGUUCCCACCAAUAUCACCGACCAAGGGGCUUUGUCAGCCCUGAACGUUCUACCUGAUGGCAACAUUCUAAUUUCCGAUGCCAAGAUCUGGUCUUCUCGUGAUGUUUAUAUCAUCUCAUCGAACGGAACUCUUGUUGCAGAUCUUCUACGUGCCAAUGAGAUCGAUGGUGAACUUGCCGGUCUAGGUCCUCAGGACGUGUCCGAGAUUUUCGUGCAAGGGAGUAUCGCUGAGGUCCAGGCAUUUGUCGUAACACCAACGAAUUUCGAUCCUAACAAAACAUAUCCCCUUGCGUAUAUCGUCCACGGUGGUCCCCAAGUUGCUCAUCUGAACACUUGGAGCACGCGGUGGAAUUUCAGAGUUUGGGCCGACCAAGGCUAUGUGGUGGUCGCUCCCAAUCCGGUUGGAUCCAACAGUUUUGGUCAGGUCUUUCAGGAUGCUAUUCAAAACCAGUGGGGUGGUUACCCGUAUGAGGAUUUAGUUGCAGUCUGGGAAUAUGUUGAUGCGAACAUUCCAUAUAUCGACACGGAUAACGGCAUUGAGGCUGGUGCUUCCUAUGGUGGUUAUAUGACCAAUUGGAUCCAAGGUCAUGACCUAGGCAGGAAAUUCAAAGCCUUGGUAACUCAUGAUGGAGUCACGAAUAUGGUUGGUCAAUACGCUACCGAAGAACUCUGGUUCACUCAACACGAUAUGAACGGCACUCUUUGGGACAAUCGAGAUAACUUUGAGAGAUGGAACCCCAUCAACUUCAUUCAGAACUGGGCAACUCCUCAUUUUGUUAUCCACAAUGAUCUGGACUUCCGCCUCCCUGUUUCAGAAGGCAUAUUCCUCUUCAAUGUCCUUCAAGAGCUUGGCGUCCCGAGCAGGUUCUUGAACUUUCCAGAUGAGAAUCAUUGGGUCCUCAAUCGCGAGAACAGCCUUGUUUGGCACACUGAGAUCUUUAAUUGGAUUAAUCACUAUUCCGGCGUUGCAAACUCGACGGCUUAA